Molecule: messenger RNA, 1767 nt
Organism: Anopheles marshallii
Lineage: Eukaryota; Metazoa; Arthropoda; Insecta; Diptera; Culicidae
Gene: Pi4KIIalpha
Product: phosphatidylinositol 4-kinase type 2-alpha
Exons: 5
Coding region: 1-1767 (588 amino acids)
Biological process (GO): Golgi organization; endosome organization; phosphatidylinositol phosphate biosynthetic process
Cellular component (GO): plasma membrane; trans-Golgi network; endosome
Molecular function (GO): 1-phosphatidylinositol 4-kinase activity
Source: RefSeq, a predicted model, not a curated record
AUGACCUCCGAAGGAACGCUUGUGGAUCUGGACUUCGGAGACACAAGCAGCAGUAAUCUUGUUGGUACCGUCAUCAUAUCAAACGGACUCACGUCCCCGAUCCUUGCAGCCGGAAACGGUACUCUUCACAUCGACCCAAGGUCACCACCGCAGGCCCUGCAGGCGCUCCGCGAAAAGGCGAAUCAACUAUCGGUCGUUUCCGGUGCGCACGAACAUCUACAAUCGCCAACGUUGCAUCCUGCAUCAGGCAACGGUGAACGAGACGUAAACGAUGCGAUCGUGAACGACCUGCUACCGCCAAACUCUGUACCGUUGUUUGGCGUUGCGGCAGACAAUAAACAGAGCGUAAACAACCAAAGUUCGUCGCGGCUGUCUGCAUCUUCAGCCUCGACCGUGGCCACCACCGUAGUGGACACCGGGGACGGUACGCCGCUCGUGCUGCCGGACGUCAGCUUCGAAGGCAUCACGCUGGAUUCCGGCAUCGAUCGAGAAUCGCAACCCCUGCUGGGGUCGCGAGAUCAUGAGAUUACGUACAAUCAAUUUCCCGAUGAUCCUCACUUCAGUGAUCUAGUGUACUCUGCAGAAAUAGCGAUCGAUGCUGGCAUCUAUCCGGAACGUAUCUACCAAGGAAGUAGUGGAUCGUACUUCGUCAAGAAUCCCGCCAAAAAAGUAAUUGCCGUUUUUAAACCAAAAGAUGAAGAACCGUACGGGAGGUUAAAUCCCAAGUGGACCAAAUGGAUGCACAAGCUGUGCUGUCCAUGCUGUUUUGGACGCGCCUGUCUGAUACCGAACCAAGGGUAUCUCUCGGAAGCCGGAGCUAGUCUAGUGGACCAAAAACUAAACCUAAAUAUCGUACCGAAGACGCGCGUUGUACGGCUGGUCUCGGAGACGUUUAACUAUCCGCGCAUCGAUCGGCAGAAGGCUCGCAUCAAGAAAACGAUAAAGGAGCGCAUUCCGGCGGCACGCUUCAAUCGCAUGUCGCUCCCACCGAAGACCGGUUCGUUUCAGCUGUUUGUCGAUGGGUACAAGGAUGCCGAUUACUGGUUGCGCCGGUUCGAGCAGGAACCGCUGCCGACGCGACUGGGCCAAAAGUUCCAGCUACAGUUCGAGCGGCUGGUAGUGCUGGACUACAUCAUCCGCAACACGGAUCGAGGCAAUGACAAUUGGCUGAUAAAGUACGAUCAGCCGUCGAUCGUGCCAACCAGCCCGACUGCAACCAGCCCGAACGGUGUGAACGGGCUGGCGAAUGGGAUGAACGGUGGCGGAGGGUAUAUACCGCGCAGCAGCAGCCGUCUGGAGAUGAUGGAGCACACGGACUGGAAUCUUGUGCAACUGCCCGAAAUUAAGAUCGCGGCAAUCGAUAACGGGCUCGCGUUUCCGUUCAAACAUCCCGACUCGUGGCGCGCCUACCCGUACCACUGGGCCUGGUUGCCGCAGGCAAAGCAACCGUUCAGCCAGGACAUCAAGGAUCUGGUGCUGCCGUCGCUGUCCGAUCCUAACUUCUGCGAGGAGCUGUGCAACGAGCUGUACGAACUGUUCAAACAGGACAAGGGCUUCGACCGGGGCUUGUUCGAGCGGCAGAUGUCUGUGAUGCGCGGUCAGAUGUUGAACCUGACCCAAGCUUUAAAGGACGGCAAGAGCCCUGUGCAGCUGGUCCAGAUGCCGGCCGUCAUCGUCGAGAGAUCGAAGGUUAAUCCGGGAUCUUCGAGAUUUUUCUCAUUCCAGCAGCGCUUCCAAAACAAGAGCCCAUUCUUUUCCUGGUGUUAA